AUGUUCACCCGGUCGCCCGAAGAUGGCGGGGAUGAACACCUAUAUGCAGUUGACUUCAGGAUGUAUACCCUAGGCUUUCUUAGCCGCGUAUCUGCGCUCUUGGGGACGGCAUGUGGCGACUUUGACCUCACGACAUCAGACAGUACUUACACGAUCGACAACAACGGUGGACUAGUAUUCGAGGUUAACCGGUAUAGGAGAUGA
Molecule: messenger RNA, 204 nt
Organism: Colletotrichum abscissum
Lineage: Eukaryota; Fungi; Ascomycota; Sordariomycetes; Glomerellales; Glomerellaceae
Exons: 2
Coding region: 1-204 (67 amino acids)
Source: RefSeq, a predicted model, not a curated record